Podarcis muralis (Common wall lizard) is the source of this 3561-nucleotide messenger RNA. RefSeq names its product sodium channel epithelial 1 subunit beta (gene SCNN1B). Gene Ontology annotation, biological process: sodium ion transmembrane transport. Gene Ontology annotation, molecular function: ligand-gated sodium channel activity. Gene Ontology annotation, cellular component: sodium channel complex; plasma membrane. The record is from RefSeq and is a predicted model, not a curated record. Lineage: Eukaryota; Metazoa; Chordata; Lepidosauria; Squamata; Lacertidae.
GCAAGUGAACGGGAGGGGGGUGGGAAGGAACGGAGGGCGCUCCGGGCAACAGAAAGGGGCAGAGGCGACGGAGAAGGCGGGAGCUCCAGGCAGAGACGGAGCCUGAGACGGAGCCGUCGGGGAAGACGCAGGAAGGCGUCCGCGGGACCAGCGGGAGCAUCUGCCGCCAAGCAGGCGGAGAGGCAGGAGACAAAGGGGACACCCCCUUUUGCACACGUGUAACCCAAGGCUUCUUCUGCUCCCGAAAACAGCCAUUGUUGCCAACGCCUGAUAAAUUCUGCCGCAGGAAGGGGCUGUUGGUUGAAGCUCCCUUAGCUCUGCCUGGGACUUGAGUGGGUCUUGGAAGGCACUCGCCUCCCAUUGGCGAAUGGAGGACAGCGCCCUCUGCCCAUUUCACUCCCCCUGUGGCAUCUUUUGAGCCAACGCCGUCCUAGAUCGCUAUGGAUCCACCAGCAAUUACUGGAGAAGACAGAAGCUCGCCAGAGCCCAAAAUGACCCUGAAGCGGUACUUUGUGAAGGCUCUCCAUCGCCUCCAGAAGGGUCCCGGCUACACCUACAAAGAGCUGCUGGUCUGGUACUGCGAUAACACCAACACCCACGGGCCUAAGCGCAUCAUCCGCGAGGGACCCAAGAAGAAAGUCAUCUGGUUCCUACUGACCUUGCUCUUUGCCUCCCUGGUCUUCUGGAACUGGGGGUCCCUCAUCCUAACAUACCUGAGCUACGGUGUCUCUGCCUCCCUUGCCAUUGGCUUCAAGACCAUGACCUUCCCUGCCGUCACCAUCUGCAAUGCAAGCCCAUACAGAUAUUCCAAAGCAAAGCCCUACUUGCAGGAGUUGGACAACCUCAUUGACGCCGCCCUUGACCGAAUCCUGCAGCCUCCCAACGAGAACAUGACUGUGUCUAGCCCAACAAACUCCAGCCAGGAUCUGAACAUGCAGCUGUGGAACCAGAUCCCCCUAAUGCUCAUUGAUGAAAGCAACAAGACUCAUCCAGUCAUCUAUGACAUCCUCGGGAACCACUCCUCUUUUGCAAACCUAGAUGGCAAGAACUGCAAGCUGGCCUUAAAGCUGUGCACCAAUAACGGCACCAGUUGCACCUACCGGAACUUCACCAGCGCAGCCCAGGCAGUGACCGAGUGGUACGUCUUGCAGUCCACCAGCAUCUUGUCCCAGAAGACAGAGAGAGAGAGGAUUGAGAUAGGCUACAAGGCAGAGGAAAUGAUCCUGGCCUGUCUGUUUGGAGCAGAGCCUUGCAAUUACAAGAACUUCACCCACCUCUACCACCCGGACCACGGCAACUGCUACAUCUUCAACUGGGGCGUGGAGAAGAAGCCACUCAUCUCUUCCAAUCCUGGCGCAGAGUUUGGGCUGAAGCUGAUCCUGGACAUCAGCCAAGACGACUACAUCCCCUACCUCACCUCGACGGCCGGGGCCUGGCUGAUGCUGCAUGAGCAGAAGACCUUCCCUUUCCUGAAGGAUCAGGGCAUCUAUGCCAUGUCUGGGACAGAGACCUCCAUUGGCGUCUUGGUGGAUGAACUUGUGCGGAUGGGAGCUCCUUACAGCGACUGCACGGUGAACGGGUCAGACAUCCCUAUAAAGAAUCUGUAUCAAGACUAUCCUACUUACCAGGAGGAAACAGUGCCGACUGAGCCCUGCUCCAACUGCACCAUGGAAGACCGCAAGGAGAGCUCCACAGGAGCGGUCUACAGGACAACCUACUCCAUCCAGGCUUGCCUACGUUCCUGCUUCCAAGCUUGGAUGGUGAAGGACUGCAACUGCUGCCACUACUCCUUCCCUAGGGUCCAAGGGAAGCCUUACUGCAACAAUCAGGAGUUUCCAGACUGGGCAUAUUGCUUCUCUGAGCUGCGCAACCAACUGGAGAUCCGCCAGACCUGCAUCGAGUCUUGCAAGGAGACCUGCAACAACACCCAGUACAAGAUGACUAUCUCCAUGGCUGACUGGCCUUCUGAAGCUUCUGAGAACUGGAUAUUCCAUAUUUUAUCCUAUGAAAGAAAUAAGUCACGCGAUAUCACAGUGGACAGGAGUGGGAUCAUCAAGCUCAACAUCUAUUUCCAAGAGUACAACUACCGAACCAUUGUGGAGACGGCAGGGACAACUGUUGUCUGGCUUCUCUCAAGCCUGGGUGGCCAGUUUGGCUUCUGGAUGGGAGGCUCUGUGCUGUGCAUCAUUGAGUUUGGAGAGAUCCUCAUCGACUUUGUCUGGAUCACUAUCCUGAAGCUGAUUGGCUGGUUCAAGGGGCUGAGGAGAAAGCGCAGCCAGCCCCCGAAGCGGGACGCUCUUCCCACCGUGUCCGAGAGGGUGGAGGCUCACACCAACCUGGGCUUCCAAGGGGAGGAGGGGGAGGAGGGAGCCGAUGACAAUCCUGGGGACGACAACUUGGCCGCAGAUGGCGAGGCUGGGUCUGAACCAGGAACGCCACCUCCCCAGUACGACUCCCUCCGCGUGUCGGCCAUGGAUGUCAUGGAGAUGGAUAGCGAUGGGGAAGCAGAUCCAACUAAAGCUUAAUGCCCAGCUGAUGUGGAAGGGGAGCCAAGAAACCCCACUCUGUCCUCCAAGGGAGCUUCGUAGAAUUGCAGAAUGGAAGGGACCUCAAGGGUCUUCUAGUCCAUGCAGGAAUGCCCACCCAGACAGCCUGCUCCUUCUCCCUCAGCUCCUUGCAGCGUGGGACAUUUAGGGAUUCAAGAGUGGCUGCUAAUGCAAAGCCCUUUCUCCUUGGGCUCUUGGUUCAGCUUUUGUCCCGAUUGGAUUGCACAGAGGUCAGGGCAUGCCCAGUCUGCUUUGAGUGUCUGUUCCGCUUUGUUUACGGCAAAUGUGCAUUCAUUCUGAUUCACUUGCAUAAUCAAUAGUUCAUCAUCGGUACAUUUCUCUGUCACUAUCCUAACUGCCCAAAGUCUGUCUGUGGUGGAGGUCUCCCCCCCCCCCCCCCCGUGAGUUCGUUGUGUUAAAGUGGCAGAGCACUUUUAAGCACACAAACAUGUGCUGGACUCCCCCCUGCAAAACACUGAUCAGUUGGAGGUCUCCCAUUUUGCUCAUCUGCUUAGUUGGAGCAUCAUAUCUGGCUGGAGGAAUGUGCAUGGCUGCAGCUUCUGUGGAACCCUUUAGGGUUGGGCAGAGCCUGAGUUGUGGAAAUGGGGGUUAUAUUACAAAGCUCCGUCCAGACGCCUCAGUUAACCCAGCCAGGGCUGACGUUUCAGUGAUGCUGGAACCCUUUUGCUGCCUGCCUGAGCUGGCUAGCCAUGCACCUGACUCUCCUGUACAAACUGCUGCCCUCAAACUUUGGGGUUUUGAAGAUGGUGACACUGCAGGGAGGGAGAUUUUGUUUGGAGGGAGAGGGUAAGAGUCCUUUGCAGAAUACCAACUCACCUAUGGUGGAAAACAUUUUAUGAGUUGGACUCUUUGUGGGUGGGGUUUAUUUUAGAUGAAGAGAAGCAGAAGAGGAGUCCACCAUCAACCUGUGCUUGUUAGAGAGCAAUACAAGCAACCUCCCAUUUCCUACAGCUCAGGCCUUUCUGUGAGCUAACAAUAAACGAGACAGACAGAG